Bombyx mori (domestic silkworm) is the source of this 4967-nucleotide messenger RNA. RefSeq lists its product as uncharacterized. Gene Ontology annotation, cellular component: mitochondrion. The record is from RefSeq and is a predicted model, not a curated record. The coding region runs from base 105 to 986 and encodes 293 amino acids. The transcript has 6 exons. NCBI's taxonomy places the organism in Eukaryota, Metazoa, Arthropoda, Insecta, Lepidoptera, Bombycidae.
AAACCUGUCACUGUCAUCCUGUGCUAAUUUCCAAAGUUGAGUUUUAUACCUACCAUAUCUACCUAUUUGUUGUUUUGUAAUGGUCAAGUGCACGAUUAAGUAAAAUGAAAAACAUGUGGGGGUUUUGGAAAAUUUGUAGACCAUUUACUAUAUGUUCCAGUUAUAGUUGUUAUAUUCCCAAACAACAAGUAAGGCAAAGUGCUUAUUCCGUACGUACAAAUAGGAAGUUACUUGUUCCUACUGGAAUACAUAUUCGUAACUUGGGGCUUGGUCCUACUUCUAAGGAUUUUGAAGAGCCUGCACAGCUGUCCGGGCCAUUGACAAAAGCCUACGCAAGAGAACUGGUAUUACAUUUGAUUGAUGAAGAAAGGAAGAUGUUGUUAAGUGCACUUCAAGAAUAUGAAUCAAACCGAGUCAAAGAAGAAUUCGAAGAAACACUAGCCGCCCAGAGAUGGAGGUCAAAACUAGGUCGACCAAGUAAAGUUCCCACACUAGGUGAUGUCGAUCCCACGGGUUCUUACUGCCCGGUACCUGAAGACUGGCUAAAGAAGAAAUAUGCUGCCACAGUACCAAAGCCGACGACCAAGGAACUGUUCCACUUGAGCUUAGCAAACUCUAUACCGUUCAUUGGGUUUGGUUUUUUGGACAACUUCAUCAUGAUAAUUGCUGGAGACAGCAUCGAGAGCAGCAUGAGCGCGUACAUAACGCUUUCGACGAUGGCGGCGGCGGCGCUGGGCAACACGUUCAGCGACGUCAUCGGCAUCGGCUCGUCCUACUACGUGGAGCGCGGCGCCGCCAUGAUCGGGCUGGGCGCGCCCGCGCUGUCGCCCGUCCAGCUCGACAUGCCCAUCAGCAGGCGCUUCGCCAACGUGGGCAGAGUUCUCGGCAUAACUCUCGGCUGUUUCCUCGGCAUGACGCCGCUGCUCUUCAAGGACGACGAGAAGAAGCCAGAGGCCAAGGCGACCUCGACCGAACCUAAAACUUAGGCGAAGCAAGAAAACAAUAGACCAAUUGUAACUUCGACAAACUCCUAGCUGGCUCCUCUUCAGUUAACCAGUACGGGUCGCGUGCGAGACCCCUCGGUGACGACGCCACAGUGCAGCCCACACACCGCACCCUUGUUGUUACUAACAAUUUAGUUCUACAAGAUGACGAUCGAAAUGAAAAAUUAAUUUUCACUGCAUUGAGUAGUAUCUUUACUUAUAUUUGAUUUCAGAUUAUCAAAUAAUAAUUAAAAUAGUAAUAAUAUUAAUAAAACGUUUUGUAAAUAAAAAUCUCAGGCAGACUGUAAGGACUCCUUUCGGGUAAUGUCUCCCUCCUCCAGGAAAACCACUUCCUCUGGCUGCAGCCGUCACUAACUCCGCCCGCCGCAACUAUAUCGCCGCGGUCCGCGUGUGGUCAGUGGGCCGCGCCGCGUGACUUGUCCGUUUUCUUCGUAGCGAGAUAGUUAGGCGUCGCUUAUACUUGAUUUCAAAAGUCCACGGUCCUGGCCAUCCUUCUCUGAGUAGUGUGUAAUUUCUUGUCACUUGUAUAACCGAACUGCCAAGUCUGGUAAUGAGACGCUAGUUUCUGAAUCCAUAACAAUGUGUUUGUCUCUAGUGGAAGUUGUGAUUUGAGCCCAUUAUUUCUUCUACAUGAGCGCUACUCUUCUGUCUCGUUCUAAUUCUUCUUUUUUUCUAAGAGUUGUGUUUGCCUAGAGUGACGUAUCCUUUGACGAACUCGAGGGCAGGUCUCGUUAUUUGUAAAAAUGGGCGGCGUGACUGACGUGUUCCCGAGGUCCAUGUGACAUGCCUUGAGACAUUCAUCUCCCUGAUUGUUUCACGAGGUCUGCGCUAAAGGGAGCGGUGCAGCGACGCAGGUGUUCACAACGGUCGCGCGACAGAGACAACGCUAGUCAAUUAUGGCCAUCACUUUCUACAACAUAUGUACAGUCAAACCUGGGUAAGUGAGAACUGGAUAAGUGAGAAAACUCUAUAAGUGAGAGUAAUAGCUAGGACCCGUCAUUUUAAGCUCCCAAAACCUCUAUUAGCGAGAAACAGAAACCUCUGUAAGAGAGAGUCGUUUUUCCCUCAUGGACCUCCGUAAGUGAGACUGCUACUUAUCUAUACCUCUAUAAGCGACAGUCGAGCUUUAUUUAAUUAUAUUAUUUAGGAGGAACAAAUGACAAAACAAAUUACAAAUUUAACAUCUGCUAUUUUAUGACUUAUUCACUUUCUCGUCAAUAUUGAACCUAUUCUAUUUCGUGGAACUGUUGUUAUUUUAUUGCAUUAUUUUCGAAUGGACACGUGUGCCUGUGUACAGUCCUGUUUGUCGGACUUACUCAGUUUAUCGUUAAUCAAUUGCGAAGGAAAGUUCUGUUCUGCAUCAUGUCAAAACGGAAAAUGAAAGUACUGUCAAGUAAAAGUUAAACUGUAAAUUAAAGUACUGAAGUGAUAAACUUAAAAUAGUGAAUGCGUUUGAAUCCGGAAAAUCGUGAAAUGAAAUUCAGAGGGUGCAUUAGCGAGAAACUCGGGUUAGUGAGAAACCUCUAUAAGCGAGAAUGAGAUUGUGCUCCCUUGAACUCUCACUUAUCCAGGUUUGACUGUAUAUAAUUUAUUGCUUUAAUGAUUUGUAGAGCAUUGUGGUGUUUUUUUUAUUUUAUAAAAUUGUAUAACAAAAAGGCUCAUUGGUAGAAUACCAAAAAUUUAUGAAGCGUCGGUGGGCUAAAGUCCCGCAAGUACCAACAUUUUCUCGAGAAAUUAGCUCAAUACGUGCUCACGCAUGAUGUCCGCGAUGAAAUAAUAACAUCAUGCAACCCGAAAACAAUAGUAUAGCAGUAGUAGGACAAUAGAUCAAACUCCCGGUCCUACGAUUCCCACCGCACGCCUAAUGUAUAUAAUAAUUCAAUAUCAGUACAUCAUAUACCUUAUGGUAGGUAAAUCUAUCGACUUUUAUAAUAAGAAACACAGUGCUAAUAAAUCAGUUAUACAAAAGAUUGAUAAUAAUUUACUGCGAUUUAUGUUUUUUUUUAAAUCUUAGUUAAUUUAUGAAACUGAAUAAUAUUGCAGCGUAUGUAAUUUAGAAGAAACCUGUAACUUGCCUAAACGCAUUUUAUUUACUAACAUAAUUUAUACAAGAUGAACCAGUUGUUGUUUCAAAAAAAAAAGCCUUCGAUAUGUUUUAAUAGACAAAUUAUUAUUUCUUCGACGUAGAUUUUUGUAAAUAGUACACUUGGUGAUAAUACGUCAAUUGUCUUUGAUUAGGUAUAUUUCUGUUGGCACACCUUAGAACUAGCCAAUUUCUAUAACUUUUAAAUUCUCAUUAUUUAUACAUUUUUUUUCGUAAUGUAUUUUAUGCAGUAUGUAAAAAUAGUAUUUGAUUUAGAGCAAUGUGUUUUUAAUCUUCGUCAUGAUGUUAUACUGAAUGUAGAGCUAAUAACUCUGAGAAGUGAAUAACUCACUUGUGCUGCACGCGACUUGCAGCUCAGGAUGAGCUACAUCCAGCCUUGUGUACAGACGGACAUAACGCAGUUAUUAAAUUAGCAAAGUAAAACUGCCAUAUAUAUUUAUACUUCAACUGUCCGGUGGUAGGUGGCAGACGAGUGUCACAGAGUAAACAAUUAAGGUUAUUUUCAAGUGAUGCUUGUUAAUUUAUAAGCUAGCUAAUGUUUAAUUUAAUGGUCUGUUGUGUUCCUAUAAUAGUUCUCAAAAUAAUCAAAUGAGAUAAUUGAAUAUCAUUAAAUUAAUUAAAAUAUAAGGCUGUUUUAGUAAAAUUAUAAUUAUUUAAAAAAGUCACUCAACCCUGCACUGUUCGGUAUGGGAUUCCUUCAAAUUCCACACCAAUAUGUACAAGGUUUUGGAUUUUUAUUCUUUAUGUUUUAUUAAUUUACAUUUUAUAUUUUUUUAUAAUAAUAUAAAUAUAAUAUAUGUCAAUAAUUGUUUCGUACAAAAGUUUUUAAGCACGUCACUAAUAAUGUGUGUUACACUAAGUUUAAUUUAUUGUCUGUGAAAUCGAGGUACUCCUUCAAUAAUGGAUACUGAGUAAUAAUUAGAACAGUUCCAUGGAGUGCUGACAUCGAGACGUUAAAUAAACCAAAUCACAAAGUGAAAUUACUUCCCGAAGUUCAGCUGACGCUCGGGGUCAAUGACCCGCGGCGGCGCGGCGGCGGCUAGACUACCGACAGUAGCGAAGUGUUUGUGUGACAGUAGAGUUUAGAAAAUUAUAAGUAUUGCUUUCCGUGUAUUUUGAGAUUUAAUAUUAUUACGUCAUAUCCUUUCUACAUCCUGCCAUUUAAAAAGAAAAUUAUCAACGUUUUAUGUAGACACUUAAUGUAUAAUUUUUUGUACUGAAUGCACUUAGAUAUUGAACAUAAAAAUAAAAACUCCCAUAAAUGAGUUAGUUCGCUCAUUGAAGAUUGAUUUUAAAUGAAUAAGAAAAGUUUCGUGUACAAUUAAUAUAAAAAACGCUAUUUCACCCUCUACUGCCCUUCUAUUCUUUGCUGCAAAUUGUACUGUUAAUCAAAUUCUCCCCCCAAACUUCCUCUAAAAAUACCUAGUCUAUAUUUACAGUCUGAAUAGUAAUGUGUAUUUUAUUUGUUUGUUAAAUUGUUAAAAAAAGUUUGUAUUACAAAGGCAAAUGUAAUAAUAAAUUAUUUACGUAAGUGUGUGUAACGUUUAACGUAUAAGUAUAUAAGUAUAUUUAGUAAUAAGUAAUAAUUUCCUUCUUAUUCCGUUAGACUUCAAGCCUUGGCUCUAUUGUAUUUCAUGUAGAUAGUACAUGUGAAAAACAGUAUGUAAUUAAAAAUACCCACAGUAUAAACUGUUUAUCGUCUUUAUUAGUUAAUUAAUAAAAAUAAUAACAACUGACGAAUUCGGUUAUUACAAGUAAUGAAUGUUGUGAACGUGAUUAAUAUGAUGUGCUCGUGUGAAAAUAAUAAACAAUGUGAUUAAUAUUUUAGGCAAUAAAAGUGUAAGCACAACUUAAGUUUC